UAGUUCUUCAAUAUUCAAAUCAUGGAUGACUACAGAACCCUAAACCUCACCCUCAUCUCCGCAAACGGACUAACAAAGGCCGCCAAACUGCAUGUUUACGCCGUCGCAUCCAUCUCCGACUCCCGCGCAGCGAUCACCGUUCAAAAGUUCAAAACCUCGGUUCACAAAGACGGUGAUUCAGACCCCACGUGGAAUUUCCCCAUGAAGUUCACCGUUAAUGAAGCUGCGGGCCUUCAGAACCGCCUGACGCUCGUCGUGAAGAUCAAGGUUGAGAGAAUGUUGGUGGAUAAGAACCUGGGAGAAGUUCGUGUGCCGAUCAAAGAGCUUCUUCAAGGCGUAUAUACCCAAAAAUUUUCUAUAGAACCGGGGGUCGAAAACGUAUAUACCCAAAAAUUUCUAUACGAAAACUACAUAUAUAACACUACUGAGUGAAAAGUUUGGGGGGUUGGUCGCCCCUCC
This is a messenger RNA of Helianthus annuus (common sunflower), 459 nucleotides long. RefSeq names its product protein SRC2-like. The transcript has a single exon. Lineage: Eukaryota; Viridiplantae; Streptophyta; Magnoliopsida; Asterales; Asteraceae. The coding region runs from base 22 to 432 and encodes 136 amino acids. The record is from RefSeq and is a predicted model, not a curated record.